Gossypium arboreum is the source of this 866-nucleotide messenger RNA. RefSeq names its product membrane protein PM19L-like. The coding region runs from base 90 to 614 and encodes 174 amino acids. NCBI's taxonomy places the organism in Eukaryota, Viridiplantae, Streptophyta, Magnoliopsida, Malvales, Malvaceae. The transcript is spliced from 3 exons. The record is from RefSeq and is a predicted model, not a curated record.
CUCUUUUGCCAUUGCUCAAAAUCUUUAGGCUCAAGUCAGCAAAUUUGCUUGGGUUGUCUGCUUCUUCAACCGUUCUAUCUGACUUAACUAUGGCCACAGUUGGAAGGAAUAUAGCAGCUCCAUUGCUGUUUCUCAACUUGAUCAUGUAUUUCAUUGUGCUCGGAUUCGCUAGCUGGUGUUUUAAUCGGUUUAUCGAUGGCCAAACUGCUCACCCAAGUAUGGGUGGAAAUGGAGCCACCGGUUUCUUCUUGACAAUCGCAAUCUUGGCUGCUGUAGCCGGCAUAGUUUCAAAGUUAGCAGGAGGGGGUCAUAUUAGGUCUUGGAGAAGUGAUAGUUUGGCUGAAGCUGGUUCAUCUUCGUUAAUAGCUUGGGCCUUGACUGCAUUAGCCUUUGGGUUUGCUUGCAAGCAUAUAAAUAUAGGAGGGUGGAGAGGGUGGAGAUUGAGAGUAAUUGAAGCUCUCAUAAUAAUCCUCACAUUAACCGAACUCUUGUAUGUUUGUUUGAUCCAUGCUGGUCUAUUUGGCAGUAGGUAUGGACCAGGGUAUCGAGACACCGAAUACGAGGACCAGCCGGUGCCUAAGGGCGGCCAUGCUAUAACAGGAUCUAGGGUUUGAAGGACCAUAGUGUAGAACUGGAACUUGCCUUCCUUAAAAUGUAGUUUUGCUUUGUGAACUCUUUGAAGUUCCUUCUAUAUUUGUUGACAUGGGAUUCGCUGCUUUGCAUCUGUUGUGUGUAUCGUUUAAUGAUUCAGGUUAGAAAGUAGAUCAGAGAGUGCCUCAUCAGAAAAUAGUUGCAUUGAUAGAACUCCUGUAAUAUGAGACUUGGCAGCAUUUUCUGUAGGGGUGUGAAAAAAAAAAUUUCAAAAA